UACCCUUCUCCCCCCAAAACCGUACCCUUCUCCCCUGUUCCACCUACUACUCCUCUCUUUCAUUCCUCGUUUUCUGGCCCAUUACCCGGAUUGGAAUUUCGCAUUUUGCUGCGGUUUCUAUAACACCCAGAUCGCUCGUAUGUUUUUUUUGAUCGAGCUGUUUUGAAGGGCGGGUUGGAGCUUGGACUGAAUUUUUUAGCGGUUUUGGAGUGUGAAUGGGGGUUGAGAGGACGUUGCCUAAUCGCAAAGAGAAUAAGGCGCUUCAUCCGUCGCCGGAGGAGACGAAUUCGAUCAGCAAGCCCAGGAAGUGCCGGCGACGUCAUCGGAAGAUGUCGCCGGUGCAGAAACUUUACGAGACGUGCAAGGUUGUGUUUUCCUUGUGCGGGGCCGGGGUUGUUCCCUCCUCCGAAGAUAUCCAAAAGUUAUGCUCUGUUUUGGAUGCUAUGAGACCUGUCAAUGUUGGUCUAACUCCUGAAAUGCCAUACUUUCGACUUACAACAGCUAGGCGGUCACCGCCAAUAACAUAUUUGCAUCUGUUUGAGUGUGAUAAAUUUUCAAUGGGGAUAUUUUGUUUGCCGCCUUCGGGUGUAAUUCCAUUGCACAAUCACCCAGGAAUGACGGUUUUCAGUAAGCUUCUUUUCGGGACAAUGCACAUCAAGUCAUAUGACUGGGUGGAUGCCCCUGAGAAAACAUCAACAAUUGAGAAUCAGCAACCGGCAACUGAGAAUCCGAUUCCUUCUGAAGUUAAUGCAGUUCUACCUCCUGCCACCCGCUUGGCAAAAGUGAAGGUUGAUGCUGACUAUACUGCUCCUUGCAACACUUCAAUUCUCUAUCCUACUGAUGGAGGCAACCUGCAUUGCUUCACUGCAUUGACGGCAUGUGCGGUGCUUGAUGUGCUUGGCCCUCCAUAUUCUGAUCCCGAUGGUCGCCACUGCCAAUACUACCUCGAUUUCCCAUUUUCUCAGUUCACAGUUGAUGGCGUAUCGAUCCCUGAAGAGGAGAAGGAAGGUUACGCAUGGCUUCAAGAGAUUGAGAAACCAGACGAGCUAGCUGUAGUUGGGGAGCUGUACAGAGGACCAAAAAUACAGGAGAAAUGAUGAUAUUUUCUCCUUCCAUAGCUAUCAACUUCAUACCGUAAGAGUACACUAGUGUCUCACCAUUCAAUCUCCUGCUCGUAUCCAUCCAUCUAUAUCACAGACAUUCCAAUUCCCCCUAAACCAUGUUGCAUAAAUUCUGUGCAUCAGCAGUAGCCACAGUCGUAGAAUUUAUGCUUGUUUUUUCUGUUUCUUUUCUGGUGUUGGUUGGACAUGAAGCACACUCAAAAGUCUGCUUUUUAAAUUCAUGUACAUACUCAGAAAGGGAAAAACAACUAAAUGAAGGGAAGUACUGUGAUUCCUAAGCAGGUCCCUGGAAAUGAAAGUUGCACUUAUUAUCAUUA
Argentina anserina (silverweed cinquefoil) is the source of this 1438-nucleotide messenger RNA. Its product is annotated as plant cysteine oxidase 2. The coding region runs from base 216 to 1097 and encodes 293 amino acids. The transcript has 5 exons. Gene Ontology annotation, molecular function: oxidoreductase activity, acting on single donors with incorporation of molecular oxygen, incorporation of two atoms of oxygen. The record is from RefSeq and is a predicted model, not a curated record. Lineage: Eukaryota; Viridiplantae; Streptophyta; Magnoliopsida; Rosales; Rosaceae.